AUGAAAGCAGGCGGUGGACCUGGUUUUGUGCCCAAUCCUCCAUAUAUGCUGCCUCCACGUCAAUUUGACCAUUACUAUGCACCAGCAGACAUGCUUCCUUUAGACAAUCAGCCUCCACCUGCUUAUGGCAGAGAUGCAUCUAUGGGAGCUCAUACAAGCAUGCAACCGCAACAGUCAAUGCUCACAAAGAACUUUGAAAGCAAAGCUACUGUUUUUGCUUGGGUGGCACUGGAAAUGUCUUUACAAAGCUGGCAUGCAAUUUUUCAUUGGACACCUCCACUUAAUAUCUCUGUAAAACCACCACGGGCUCUAUUGAAACUGUCUUUACAUUUUGCAGUCUGGCAGAACGUGCAAAUCCCUCUGUCAUAUGCACAUGUUGUUGUUGGCACCUCUGGAUCACAUAUUAGCUAG
Messenger RNA from Ilex paraguariensis (yerba mate), 411 nucleotides. NCBI's taxonomy places the organism in Eukaryota, Viridiplantae, Streptophyta, Magnoliopsida, Aquifoliales, Aquifoliaceae. The record is from the annotation of a GenBank genome assembly.